UCCAUCGGUUUUUAUCCGACUUCAUUGCUGAGCGAAACAGUUUUGCUCUGAUGUUUCUGUGUGACACAGUUUCUGAUGGUUUUCCUGUUCUAGGAGCUUACUGAGCGGCGAAAGUGAGCUGAGGUCGGAUUGCGAUCCGCAGCUCAUCAUAUCAAUUCCGUUCAACCAACCUGUGAAAAUACAUUCCAUUUAUUUGAAAGGCAAAGGUUCAGCGGCCCCAAAAACAGUCAAAAUUUUUACAAAUCUGGCGAAUAUUCUCGAUUUUGAUCGAGCAGCUGGCGCUGAUGGCGUCACAGAAGGUGAACUGUACAAUCUGCGAUAUGUGAAAUUCCAAAGUGUGAAGAAUGUGCAGCUGUUUAUUGAGGACAAUCAGGGUGGUGCUGAAAAUACGACAAUCGAGGCACUUCGUCUUUUUGGGACACCUCUUUCAGCUACCAAUAUGCAAGAUUUCAAACGGGUGAGUGAGCCAAGUCUGAUUGUUUGAGA
Messenger RNA from Gongylonema pulchrum, 486 nucleotides. NCBI's taxonomy places the organism in Eukaryota, Metazoa, Nematoda, Chromadorea, Rhabditida, Gongylonematidae. The record is from the annotation of a GenBank genome assembly.